Xenia sp. Carnegie-2017 is the source of this 2992-nucleotide messenger RNA. RefSeq lists its product as uncharacterized. Lineage: Eukaryota; Metazoa; Cnidaria; Anthozoa; Malacalcyonacea; Xeniidae. Bases 32 to 2806 code for a protein of 924 amino acids. The transcript has 12 exons. The record is from RefSeq and is a predicted model, not a curated record.
UUCACCACUGAUUAUCUUGACUGGAAAGAAAAUGGGCCAAACUAUGGAGGAAGAAAAAGGUCUUCCACAUGAUUCUGACGAAGAAGAGAGCUCUGAAGAAAGCGAAGAUGAUCAAUUUUUUGAUAACAGCAAAGUUGACUGGCGUGUCAAAGGCAAUCUUUUGAGAGGAAAAGACUUUCCCAUUUCCCAAGAUGGCAAUUGCCCAAGAUGUCAAAGCAACAUACUUGUUUUUGUUAUCUUAGAUGAGUUGUUUCCUAUGGGUGACAUGCCGGAUAUUUUUUAUCAUUUAUUGAGAAAAGGAAAGGCAGUUUUAUGGUCAAGUCAAGACAAUAACUUGUGGAAAAAGGCACCCACUUUUAUGUGUCGAGGCUCUUGUCCAUUAGAUCCAUUGGCUGCUGGAUUUAAUAUUAAUUGGGACAUUGUUAAUUUGACUAAACUUCUUAAAGGCUUACUAAAAUUGAAUUUUGCAAAAGCACGGAAAAAACUUCAAGAAAAUGGCACUAAAGAUGAAAAUGGAGUUACAAAGUCAGGAUCUCUUAAAGACAUGGAAGAAAAGCCAAAAAAUGAAACCAAGUUUGCAGAGGGGAAAGAAACAAAGCAAACCAUUAAGGAACAGCUUUCGAAAACUGAUACAAAAUCUUUGGUCAGCAUCGUGACAACGUCCUCAAGUACCAUCAAAAUCACUUCAGCAACAUCAUCUACUUUAGCUGCAACCAGUUAUCCAAUUUCAAAAGAUGGUUCCUGCCCACAUUGCGGGUCAAAUGCUGUGCGAUACAUCAUCUUGGUGAAGGACUCUGCUAAAGAUGCAAAACUACCACCAACGUUGGAAAAACUGCUGCAGCUACAAAAAGCUUUCAAAAUGGCUAAAGGCGCCAACGAUCCACCUUCAUUUCAAUGUUGCUCGUGUUUGUAUGGAUUCAACUUAGAUUGGUCCAAAACAAAUCUCAAAAAGAUCUUUAACCUUGAAGAGAGUACACAAUCAAACACAUAUGUGCAAAGUACAACUGCUGGAGUUGUGCAAACAGCGCAGUCGCAGUAUCCAUCUUACCCCGCAUCAAACUAUGUCCCGUAUAGUCCAACUGUACCAUCUGCCAUAGCUUACCCCUCAUCCUAUGGCUAUCCCUCUGUGAUGCCAGCACACCCUGCAGUGAGUGGUAUCAUACACCAACCUUACGUUACUCAAUAUCAAGGAUUACAACAACCUUAUCAAGCGGGAAUGCCACCCCUUGCUUAUGGACAACCCGUUGGACCAAUGAUCGGUCCACAAAAUCAAUUUGGACAUCAGUACGGUGACGUUUACGGUGGAAGACCUCGUCUUCGUGUUCCCACUUACGGUCAACGUGGGACAGGUGGAGGAAAAUGGAAAAGUGACACAAACGAACAUGGACAGACCGUGGGAGAAGGUGACUGGCAUACAAGUGUGGAUGAUUAUAAUUCUGAGACAGCGUCUAAAUUUGAAAAGUUAUUGGAUAAGAUAGACGUUAACGACGAUGAAAAACCGCCCGGUGAAGAUACUCAAGCAGAGUUCGAAAUCGUGCGGUUACCUUCCAAAGACAAACCUAAGGAUGACAAAGAUAGUAAUGCCACUGUAGACUUGAGUACCACCAAAGAAAUCUUGCAGGAUGACAAAGAUAGUAAUGCCACUGUAGACUUGAGUACCAGCAAAGAAAUCUUGCAGGAUGACAAAGAUAGUAAUGCCACUGUAGACUUGAGUACCAGCAAAGAAAUCUUGCAGGAUGACAAAGAUAGUAAUGCCACUGUAGACUUGAGUACCACCAAAGAAAUCUUGCAGGAUGACAAAGAUAGUAAUGCCACUGUAGACUUGAGUACCACCAGAGAAAUUUUGCAUUGCGAAACUAAAAAACUCAAUGGAGACCUAAUUCGAAAUGCCGAAGUUUUUGAUAACACUCAAUCCACUACCGUUUUAUCUUCGUCUACGAAACCCAUUGAAAGCUCUGAAGCUGGCAAAAUUUCUCAAGACGUUUCUCAGAAUGACAACGAGAGAAGUGUCGCGUCCAAUGAAAUUCGUCAUUUGCUCCAAGAAACGACAGACAAGAUCGAUUACUCGUCCAAAGACUUAGCAGUUUCCAAGAAUGAGAACGACAAACUUUUGGCGCCCCAUGGUCCUGUUCAUUCAUCAGGAGUGACGGCUGAUAAAACUUUUAAAGGUGUUGAUGUUUCUCGGAAUGAGAACGAGACAAGUCUGAUUAUGACUAAUGAACUUUCUCAUUUGCCCGAAGAUACAACGGACAAUGAGAAGAGACAUUUUAGCAUUUCUGAGAAUGAAUACGAGACACGUCUGACUCUGGGGUUCCAUGAAUCUGUUCAAUUACCAGAGGAGACGAAGAAAAAUACCACAGCCGAUAAAAUUGCUGAAAAUGUCGACGUUUCUCACGAGAAUGAGAUAUGUCAAAUGUCCAAUAAACUUUCUCAAAUGCCUAAAGAAACGAAGUGCAAUGACGAGGCAAACGAAACUCAUGAGGAUUUUGACGUUUCUAACACAACAGAGCAAUGCACUGCUCAAUCUCGACCAAAAUCAUCUCGAGGCAGAAAGCGAGCAAGCACUGGUGUAAGUCGUAAAAGGUUACCACGAAAUGCCAAGGCAAAGAAAAUAGAUGAUAAUGUUGAAGAUGCUCCUUUUAAUAAUGAUGAAUCCAUAAAUAAUAAUGGCAGGAAGGAAGGAAAAAGUGCGGAAGAAACAUCAGAGAGUAAACCUGUCAUCAACGACAUAAUCAAAGAUAAUAUUGAGGAUGAUAGUGGAUCAAAAAGAGUAACUCGUGCUCGAACACUCCGACUAAAAAAAUAAACUGAGUUCACAUUGAAAAUAGUUGUAAAUCAUGAAAAGAAAGAUGUUAGGUCGUCCGAGAAAGAUGUUAGGUUGUCCGAGAACGAUGUGUCAUCAAUUUAAGCUAUAAUUUGUAAGGCACUAACUUUAAGGGAAAACUAAACAAUAUUUUUAAAGUUUGUUCAAUACAUUAUGUUAACUUGUUAA